This is a messenger RNA of Ostrea edulis (European flat oyster), 1997 nucleotides long. Its product is annotated as folylpolyglutamate synthase, mitochondrial-like. The record is from RefSeq and is a predicted model, not a curated record. Gene Ontology annotation, biological process: tetrahydrofolylpolyglutamate biosynthetic process. Gene Ontology annotation, molecular function: ATP binding; tetrahydrofolylpolyglutamate synthase activity. The transcript is spliced from 14 exons. Gene Ontology annotation, cellular component: cytoplasm; mitochondrion; cytosol. Bases 241 to 1980 code for a protein of 579 amino acids. Lineage: Eukaryota; Metazoa; Mollusca; Bivalvia; Ostreida; Ostreidae.
ACAAUGGUUAUUUUACCGAAUCUUGGAAACUUAUGAUAAAAAGUAGUAUGAUAAAAUGUGUUUCAGAAUAAUUGUAAGAUAGCAAUAUAAUAUGAUUAUGAUUUAUGACAGAUUAAGUAUCAGUUAAGUUUUAAGGCCUAGCUCUGUAUGCGCUUAGCUAUAAAAGGCCGUGCUCUUCUGUGUUUCUUUCACUUGCUCAUGGCGUGAUUGGAGUGUGGAUGUGAUGCACGCGAAGUAAACAUGACAACAAAAUUUUUGCGAUCGUUGUCCUCAUUAGUGUCAUCGGCCGAAACAAAUAAGAAAUAUGAGGUGUGGAGAAGGGCCCAGGAAGCUGUCACUGCACUGAACACACUUCAGAGUAAUGCCCAAACCCUAGAGAAAAUACGUCAACAGCGAGGCAAAAAGUCUGAACACAAUGUCCCAAACAUGAUCAAGUUUGCUGAACGAGUUGGAAUCACAUUGGAUGAUGUAGACAAACUUUCCAUUAUCCAUGUCAGUGGGACAAAAGGUAAAGGGUCCACAUGUGCAUUCUGUGAGAGUAUUCUGAGACACCAGGGAUACAAAACAGGAUUCUUCAGUUCACCACAUCUGGUUGAAGUGCGAGAGCGAUUUAGAAUUAAUGGAAUUCCAAUCACGAGAGAGAAGUUUACAAAUUAUUUCUGGGAUGUUUUUGGGAAAUUAGAAAAAACAAAGGAAUCAGCUGAUGGGGCCAUGCCAGCUUACUUUGCCUUUCUCACUGUGAUGUCGUUACACAUAUUUUUGAAAGAGGAAGUUGACGUAGCUAUCAUGGAAGUCGGCAUCGGAGGGCAAUACGACAGUACAAACCUAAUCAGGAAACCUGUAGUGUGUGGAGUUAGCUCCCUUGGGUUAGAUCAUACCUCAAUAUUGGGAGACACUAUUGAUAAAAUUGCUUGGCACAAAGCAGGGAUAUUUAAGCCGGGUACGCCAGCCUUCACUUCACCACAACCUGACAAUGCUUUAGAUGUCAUGGAGGAAAGGGCCAGCGAAAUUGGGUGUCCCCUAUCUGUCACCCCACCACUAUCUGUGUACGAGUCGAAUGGACCGCCCCUGAACCUUGGGAUUGCUGGACACAAGCAAAGACACAAUGCAGCGUUAGCAGUCCAGCUGUGUAAAGUGUGGACAGACCACAGAAGAGGAAAUCGAGUUCGGCAGAAGAGUUCAAAGGAAGAGAGCUGUCGGACAGAACUGAGUAACAUGGAGGCUUCCCGGCUUCCCCCUACUGUUAUUGAAGGACUGAAACAUUGUCGAUGGGAUGGUAGGAACCAGACAAUAAAGAAACCUGGAAUCACAUAUUACUUAGACGGAGCUCAUACUUUAGAAAGUGUUGAGCAAUGUAUACAAUGGUUUAAAACUGUGUCAUCUGAGGAAUCCAAACAAUUAAGCGGACGAUUAGUACAAGUCCUAGUCUUUAAUUCCACUGGAGACAGGGAAGCUAACGUUCUUAUCGAACCUUUGGUGAACUGCGGAUUUGAUGCUGCUGUGUUUUGUCCCAACAUCGUCCUCUCAACCCUGAAUUCAGUCGUAGCACGCUCCAAUAAAACAGAUGUGAUGAAUCUGACUGUAACAAAGGAGAGCCAGUUGAACCGGGUACUGGCCAACAUGCUGUUGUUUGAAAGACUGGCUAUAAAGAGAUUAAAGCAACAGAUUCAUGAAACGGAAAUGACACAGUCUGACAGCAGCUGUAGUGACGCCAAGAGAAGGAAGAUGGAUGGGGACUUCAUUGACAAGGGGGAUAACUCCCAGAGUGUGUGUGAUAUAGAGGAUUGUGUGAUUACUAAAGACUUCCCGUGUAUUUCAUCAGCAUUGACCUGGGCAACCCAGGGAAAGGAACCAAACAUCUCGUCACAAUCUUUCAUAGAGAUUCCCUCCAAACUGAGAAAUGCGGACCACAUACAGAUUUUAGUGACCGGCAGUCUACAUUUAGUGGGAGGAGUGUUAGGACUUAUUGGACCAGAAUAAAAUGAAGGAAUGGUUUA